Messenger RNA from Mercenaria mercenaria, 4054 nucleotides. Its product is annotated as formin-like. Gene Ontology annotation, molecular function: actin filament binding. The coding region runs from base 329 to 4054 and encodes 1241 amino acids. Lineage: Eukaryota; Metazoa; Mollusca; Bivalvia; Venerida; Veneridae. Gene Ontology annotation, cellular component: cytoplasm; cytoskeleton. The transcript has 22 exons. The record is from RefSeq and is a predicted model, not a curated record. Gene Ontology annotation, biological process: cortical actin cytoskeleton organization; actin filament network formation.
UAAUACUGUAUCAACUCCAGCUUCAGGCUCUGAGGAACAGUCUCAAAAUAACAUUAACCAGCAAUCACCUGAAAAUAAAGCCUCAACUACAACUGAGUCAGGAAAUAGUGAUAAUUCAACAUCUAGAUCAGUUCUUCCACCAAAAAUCCAAAGUUCUAGUUUGACCAGUUCUAUUUUGUUGAGAAGGCCCCAAAGUCCUUUAAAUACUGGAAAGUCGCAGUUGCUAAUUCACAAACAGACCUCUCUUUCUGGUGCUGAGAGUGCCAGCCCAAAUGGUCCUCAUUCUCCAAAGCAGUUUAGUCCAAGAGACAAUCAACUCACAGCUUCUAUGGACGAAAGUCAAACUGCUGAUAAAGUUGCCAUUAGGAAUAAAUUGAGAGCUAACAGUUUUCGUUUGAAAGAUUUGCUCACCAAAAAACCUUUUGUACGAUCUCGGGAUGGAAGUAAAGAUGAGAAUGGUGAAGAAAAUGGUGAACAAAAUGCUGAUAAUGUUAGUGAUGAAAGUAGUAGAAAAGUUGGAAGUGUUACAGAAGCGUCAAAUAAAGUAAGUGAGGCAGGGACAGAUAGAACAAGAUGGAGACGUGAGGGAUUGUCCUCACUUGCCAGGUCUAGAUCUACUGCUUCAGAGAAAACUGCUACUCUUAUAUCAGCGAGAUAUCUCAGAACUAGAACUAGAAACAGUCCUCAGUCAUCAACUGGUGACAAAGAGGCUGCUAAUGGUGACAAUGGUAAAACUGCUGAGAAAACCAUAAAUGAAAAUGCAAAUUCUAAGUCUGAAAAUGACACUUCUACUUCAGUUGUUAAAACUGAUGAAAUUGAAAUAGGUUCUCAAAGUACUAACAGGGUUAAGCCGGAUGAUAUUUCAGAGAAUAAACAUGACACGGGAGUUACAGGGUCUGCCCAUAGGAGUAGGGUCACAGUGGGUGCAACUUUGUUACGCAGUCCAAGAACACGAAGUACAUCUGGAACUUCUAAUGUGCCAUGUUCUCCUGUUGAAAAAUCAGGGCCUCAAAAUGGUCUUGAGGACACUUCAAGCAACAACAGUAACUUUCAAAAUGAACCUGACAAUAUUAGUAAAAUUGUAAAUCCAGCAAGUGAUUCUGAUGCAGACAGGAAAAUAAAAGCUUUGUCUGAUCUUGAAAAAGAAACAGAUGUUAAUUUAGUGUUCGAUUCUGAAAAUAUAGGUCAGACUGUGCCAGCAGCUGAAGAUGAGUCAGGAAUUAGUGAAAAAAACAUGGAAUAUAGAAGGUCACAGUCUGAAUUUACUGGUUCCCAGCCUAAUGCUGAGGAAUCACAUAAACUUCAUAGAAACUAUUCAGAACCAACUACUUCAGAUAAAGAGCAGUCUUCCAUACGAGGCAGCAAGUCUUAUGACAACACUCCUGAUGCAGAUUUCGCAAGAUCGUCUCCAGCAUUGAAGCGAAGUUUGGCAGUUACUGACUUAGAUAAAGCAAUGAGAGAUAGGGAUCAACAAAAGUUGAGCUCUAUUUUCAAGGACAACAGCAAAGAUGCUGGUGAAUCGGGGACAAAAGUACCAUCCAGUGAAGAUAAAACUGAAGUAAUACAGCGGAAUGACAGUCAGCUUGAGACAGAUCUUGAUGCCCGGCUCCCAGCACACCGACUUGCCACCUCUAGUCCUCGUAUACGUCAGAGAGCCGAGGGGCCGCAGUCUCCCCCUCAUAGUGCGCCCCCUGUCAAUCCUGUGGCUCCAAUGGUAUAUAAACCUAAUGUCAACCUUGAGGAUGCAGUGAAAUGGCCAAUAGACUUGCCUGGAAAACUAGAUUUCAGAAAAAUGGAGGUGUUUGAAGGUCAGAUGUUGUUAAAUUGGUUAAGUGGUUCCAUCGACAAAUCGCACUACCUGCGGCUUGUAAUGACCAAACAUGACAUCAAUGUCAUAGCAUGCCAGGUGUGUACAUGUCUUGUUGCGGCUGGUGUCAUGAAACAGUUGGAAGGCAAGGAUCAGGAAGGAAUCUUUAAGACUGACUGUAUGUACUAUUGGACACACACUCAACAAAGUUCACCAAAUAUAAAUCAAGAUGUAAAUAAGCUUCAGCCUAUGUGGCCACCAACCCAGGAACAGACAGAGGAUAAUCGACCAGGACUUAAAUAUACAGAAGCAGAUUUUGAGACGUGGAUUGCCUAUCAUCAGGCUGCUAUGGUUACGCUGAGACACGAGUACAAGGAAGAAGUGGACACUUUACAGAGAGAACAUGCAGGUGUGCUGGACAAGGCGAGACAGGAGUAUGAGAACCGUCUGCAGCAAGCUAUUGAGAGGAUAUCACUACUACAGAAAGAAGUUGAGAAGUAUAAAUGUCUCGCUGGUAUAGAGAAAUACUCCCAGAAUGCACUCUCAGAAGCUGAUGCAGCCCAAAUUGAAGCUGGCCUGAAGCCACAGGGUGUGAAUGGUUUUGCAACACCCAUGACAAACACCCCAUCCGUGUCACAGUACCAUACUCCUGCAGGCACACCAGACGCGUUAAACAGCAACUGUCCCAUGAACGUGGUGAAGUCAUCGAAUGAGCUAUUCUCAGAAUUAGAUGGUCAGGUAGAUGGGGCCUCUUGCUCCAGCUCAGAUACGACAAGUCUGGCAGGCAGUGUAGGGGAGUGGAGUGAAGGUGGCACAUCUCUGGUUCCCCCUCCCCCGGCACCCCCACCUCCACCUGGAAUACCUCCACCACCAGCUCCACCUUUACCGGACACAUUGAUGAAGAAAAAAGCACUGAAGCCAGUGGUGAAUCCAGUAUCUCCUAUGAGGCCGUUGUUCUGGAACAGAAUACAAGUGAAUGAUAUUAAAACACCAAAACAUAAAGAGUAUUAUGAGAGGAAGUUGGUGUGGGAGGACCUGCAGGAGGAAAAUGUAGAUAUCAGUGAGCUAGACGCUUUGUUCUCCAAGCGUCAGGUGGAACCUUCUCGCAGAUUUAGUCCCAAUAAACCUAAAAACAAAGCCAAACAACCUGCCAAAGUGAUACAGCCAAAACGUUCCCAAGUUAUUGGGAUCUUGUUAUCUAGUCUUCGUAUUGAAAUGUCUGAGAUAGAACAUGCAAUAUUGACAUUUGAUACGUCACAGCUUCCCGAAGAAAAACUACGCCAAAUUUAUGAAAUUAGGGGAGAUAAUGAUGAGUUGAAGAAAAUCAAGGAUCACAUGAAGAAACAUCCAGACACUCCUCUAGAUAAACCAGAUCAAUUUUUGUAUGAUCUCUCAUUAAUACCGGACUAUGCAGAGAGAAUUUUCUGCUUUAUAUUCCGUGAAGCAUUUCAAGAAAGCAUAUCUGUGAUAGAAACCAAGAUGACAAAUCUUAGAAUGACUUGUCAGAGUUUAAUGUCAAGUAUACAUGUAAAAAGAAUACUUGGUCUGGUGCUAGCUCUGGGAAAUUAUAUGAAUGGAGGAAGCAAAUCUCGCGGUCAAGCAGAUGGCUUUGGUAUUGAUAUUCUUCCUAAACUGAAAGAUGUCAAAAGCAAGGACAACUCAACCAGUUUAUUACACUACACAGUGCAGCAAUAUAUUAAAAAGUUUGAGCGGCAAGAUGCUGGUACCGAUAAAGUAAAAUUUCCGCUUCCUGACCCCAGUGAUCUCACCCAGGGCUGCCAAGUCUGUUUUGAUGAGCUUGAUAAAGAACUACGCAGAAUUAAAAAAGAUUUUGAGGCUGCUGAGGAGCGGGCAGAGAAGGUGAUAAAGUCAGCACGGGAGCACGUGUAUCUUCAACCAUUCAAAGACAUCAUGACAGAAUUUUUUGAAAAAGGAAAGCACGAAUUUGUUGAACAAGAAGAAAACCUUGCAGAUGGCAAGAGAUUAUUUCAAGAAACUGUGAUAUUUUUCUGUGUUAAACCCAAGUCCGGAGAUAAAGAAGUGACGCCGGAAUAUUUCUUCUCACUUUGGUGCACAUUCUGUCAGGAUUUUAAAGAUAACUGGAAACGAGAAGAACAAAAGAUAAUCAAGCAAAGAAUCAAAGAGAAUGAGCUCCGUGUAAAGAAAAUGCAGCAAAGAUUGGCCAAGCAGCCUGUACGCACAAGAACACGUAAAGCUGGUGGACUUAAGUCGGCUAGUCAAAGCUAG